CUCGCCGUUGGAAAACGAGAGCGCGCUCGACGCAGACAGAAUGAAGUGCGCAGAAGAGGGACGCGCAGCGAGCGAGUAGCUGCUGAUUCUGCUCUUCACGCGAUUGCUUUUACUUAAACAUUUCUACUGAGCUGGAACAGAGACAAAGACAAAGGUGAGGAGCUCGGCUGAUGGAUGAGGAUGAGGAUGAUCUGCACAGGAAGGGUCUUCAUCACUGGCCUUCCUCUCACGUCCAGAUAAAGCCGAGCGAGACCGCAGGGAGACCCCCUGCAUCACCCAGCGUAAUGCUGCCCUGCCCAGUGCAUGUGGAGCACAGACGCUUUCUCUACGGUAACGCAGGCCUGCUGCUGCUAGCGUCGCUCGGCCGCUCUCGGCCUCCAGACGUGGUUCUCCAGCAGAACCUGCGCGUGAUGGACCCGGCGGAGAGCGUGGAGACCCUCAUCGGGCAGAAGCUCCAGCUGAUCGGGGAUCAGUUCUAUCAGGAGCACAUGAUGCACCACAGAAACCAAAGGAACCAGGAUCCUCUGUUGUGGCGUGUUGCGGUGGCGUUCUACACGCUUUUAUUUGGAAGAGAGGCCAACGCAAGAGCAGAUCGCAGGUGAAGCGCCUCCCAAACACUGCCAUCUGUGUCCCAGUCCUCUUCACGGAGCACAGCGUUUAACAGCACUGUCUGGAAUCUAACACGGGUUUUUUGGGGAAAACCAGAGACUGGAAUGAAGACGUCUCCGCAGGACGGGGCAGUUUUUAUCAUCAUCUUUCCCCAUGAAGAUGCCAUGAUGUUUUUUAGAUUCUACCAGGAAUAUUUUCAUAGACACGUCGAGGUGUUUUGUACAGGAUGCGGUUUCAUUUUCUUUGCACUUCCACACGUGUGUAUCCGAAUGACCUCCUCGAGUCUUGGGAACGCCUUACUGUCCCACGCCACCCAUAAACGGAAGAUUAGGACGGGAUUCUCCUUCAGAAAUCUCCCAAGACGUCCAGCAACUUGACAAAUCUCCAAAGAGGCUGUCUCUCAGAACGAAAGCUUUUUGCACCUCAGUUUUCAUGAUGUUUUUACGUUUUUUUAUUACAUAAGUGUUGGAGUUUUUUUUUAUUGUUCUUCCUAUUGUUUGGUUUGAAAUCUAGUCAGAAGGCGAGGAUGAUCUUUGAAGAGGGUUUGAUGAAGUCCGUGAUGAGUUGAUGUACUGCUGUUAUUGAGAUGUCUUUAUAUUUCAUUUGAUUUGAGUUUUGACGCAACAGCAUGAAAUAUUACUGGAUUGCUUUUGUUUGCUCCAAUAUCAUUUGUGUAUGAUCCCGAGGGAAGCAAAGGUAGAGGAAAACCAUUAUCAGGUCUUAAAAAUUCACCGGAUUUUGAAAAACAUUAGAAAUAAACUUGCAAAAAUGUUGAUAUUAAGUCUCACUCAGGUACUUAAAGAGACAUUAAAGUUCAUCCAAAAAUUUUAGUUCUGGCAUCACUUACUCUGAUUUGCCCUAAUAAAGUUGUUUCAUGAUUAACUUCCAAAGUAUGAAAAAAAAUUAUAGGAUGGAGUGGACUUUUUGGUUACCAAAAUAUUUUAUCAUAAUAUUUCUGUUAUCAUUUAUUCACCCUCAAUUUGUUCCAAAACCUGUAUGAGUUUCUAAACCCCAUUGACUUCCAUAACAUUUUUUUUCCGUACUGUGGAGGUCAAUUGGUGCCAAAAACUGUUUGGUUAAGAAAAUCCUUGAAAAUAUCUUCUUUUGUGUUCAACAGAAGAAAAAAAACAAAUCUGCUAUAAUUUACUCUCCCUCAAGUUGUUCCAUGGUGGAACCCAUUGAUUUCCAUCAUAUGGAUAAUAAGUCAAUGGCUACCGUCACGUGUUGGCUUACCAACAUUCUUCAAAAUGUCUUCUUUUAUGUUUAACAAAAGAAAGAGUCCAUUAUGACAGAAUGUUUCAACUUAAUGAAGUUUCUCCAUGAUGGCACCCAUUGACUUCCAUAGUAUGGAUCCAUACAAUGGGUUCCAUCAGCUGUUUGAUUAUUAAUAUCCUUCAAAAGGUCUUCUGUUGUGGAAUGACGUGUGUGAGUAAAUGAAGACAGAACUGUUAUUUUUGGAUAACCGUCUCUUUAAAUCCACAAAGCUUAAAAUGGCCAAUAGAUACAAACCAGUUUUGACAUAUCAUAACAUUUCUGUGCCUAUAACACGAACAGAUCGACCUAAACUGUGUUUACAUUCACAUACAGCAAACAUAUCAGGCUCAGCAGCACAAAUCUCUUCUCAGAAGUAGUUUUGUUUGUAUAUAUCACCUGAAACUGUUGAAGAUAAUCCGAGCAAUACUGUGUAAAUCUGUGAAGUUUUCUCCUCUCAGGACUCUUGGCGCUUUUGAUUUUCUGGUUUUAUUUGUACUUUUAUACCUGAUCUCUAAGGUUACAGUGGUGUACAUUUCUUUAUCUUUUUUGCUUUUUAUAUAUAUAUAUGACCACUACUUUGUACAAGACAUAAGGAAGAAAUAUGUUAAGACUGUAAUUAUUAUAUUCAAAGACAUUGAUGCAUUCAAUGCUGUUCCUCUGUCGUGUUUUAUUUGUAUUUUCUUUUUUUUGGUUCAUCUUGAAGGAGUGACACAUAUUUUGUGAGACUUUGGUUUAGAUUUAUGUUUCCGCUCCCUCUGAAAUCAUGCAGGUCGUUCAUUUCAAAUCAGAGAUGAUUGCAGAACGAUCAAAUGAAGGAAAACAUUUACUCUUUUAAUGACAGCACAUCAUUUUACUCUUUGAAGACCAUACCGAUAAAAGUCCUCAUUUUUUAGAUCCGUUUCAAAUGUUGAUUCGAAAUCCACUUACAAUCAGCUCAUAUUUCACCAGAAAAUCUAAAGAAGAUACUUAUAUUUUGUAUUUAAACAGAUUUUUAAGACCAUUUAGAUUAGUUUUAUGCUGUAUUUGUAAAGUAAAAUUACAUUUUCCUUUUGUAAUUUUUGCUGUUUUAAUUUAUGCUUUAAAAAUGUUUAAUCUAUUGUUUUUUUUUCUACUUUAGAUGGAGAGUAAUUUAACAUUGAUUAUUUCAUUUAAUUUAUGGUUGAAAAUCUACAUUUACAUAACUUAAAGCAGUAAAGAGCAUCAAAUUGAAUAGAAAAGAUGCUUAAUUUUCAUGAAAUUAUUUUCAUGCAAUCUUUUUGAAUAAUUUCAUGGAGCAAAAUAAAAAAUUUGUAAACUAAAUUUUCUGAGUAAAAAAAGAAAAUCUUGCAAUUUUUAUUUUUUCUUAGAAUUGUUUAUCAAAAUUCAGAAUUUUUUUAUUUCUAUUUGAAAAAUCAAUUUUUCUUAAUAACUUAAUUGCGGUAUAAAGCAUCAAAUUGAAUGGAAAAGUACAAAUACAAUUGCAAUUACCUUUUUUAAUUAUUAUUUCACGGCAUAAAAAAAUAUUGUAAAUUUAGAAUUCUGAGAAAAGGAUUGCGGGUAUAUAUAUCAAAAUGUUGACUUCCUGUCUGGCAAUUCUGAGUUUUUAUUUAUUAUUAUUUUAUAUUAGAAAAAUCUAAAUACUCUACAUUGUUAUUACUUUCAGUAUUUAGUAUUAAAUUUAAUAAAAAAACAUGCUUGUAAUGAAAAAAUUAUUUAAAGAAACUCAAAAUAAUCGUGAUACUCUUAAAAAUGUAGCUUGAGUUUCUUCAUCGAAACUUGUAAGUUUCUUCUGAUUUUGAGGUGAAAUGUGAGGUUUGCCGUGUUUCCGUGGCUCUGGUGUUUUCAGGAAUGUUUCUGGUACAUGAGUACGGUACAGGUUCAGUUUCUCAGUAGUUCUCGUCGAGGCGGAGUCCGCGGCUAAACGUGUGUUUCCUGCAGAUUGUGAAUGCUGAGCCAGCACCGCAUGUUCUCCUGCCGCUCACAUAUGUGCACUCCUCCACUUUCCUUCAUCCUUUUUAAUUUAUUUUUUUCUUAUUUAUGUUGUUUCUCUUUUUUGUAUAUCAGCCCAAUGCUACUGUAUACAUUUUAUUGUGCAAUUCUUUUCUUUCUAUGCCUCGAUAAUAACAUUUUGUUGUGGAUUUCUGGUGUUCGUUGUGUUGCUGAAGGAGGAUUUGGACUCUCGGUCAUAAAAAAGUGCCAUCAGAUGAACUGAGCAUGAGAAAGUCAGCGGAUAGAUUAAAUGAAAUCAGGUGAAUCCCACAAAAACACGUACAGGUUGUUUCACUUCAAAAAGUGCUCUAGAAAUUAUUAUUAAUUUGAAAAUUUUCAUGACAUAAAAGCAGCUCCAAAUUCUCGUAACUUUGAUGUGAAACAUUUGACUUUUAGGUUUGUAUGUAAUUGUUUCUCUUCUGAUUGUGGGCUCAAAUUUAAGGAAGCUUGAUUCAACUAUAGAACUACUUUUUUUUCUGAAAAUAUAAUUUUUUUUCUCAGAAUUUAGAUUUUUAUCAAUUCAGACUUUUUUCAUGCAAUUUGGAUUUUGGAAGUUCGCAAUUCCAAGUUUUUAUCGCGCAAUUCUGAGUUUAUAUCUCACAAGUGACUUUUUUCGCAAUUCCAAGUUUUUAUCGCGCAAUUCUGAGUUUAUAUCUCACAAGUGACUUUUUUCACAAUUCCAAGUUUUUAUCGCGCAAUUCUCAGUUUAUAUCUCACAAGUGACUUUUUUCGCUAUUCCAAGUUUUUAUCACGCAAUUCUGAGUUUAUAUCUCACAAGUGACUUUUUUCGCAAUUCCAAGUUUUUAUCGCGCAAUUCUGAGUUUAUAUCUCACAAGUGACUUUUUUCGCAAUUCUGAGUUUAUAUCUCACAAGUGACUUUUUUCGCAAUUCCAAGUUUUUAUCGCGCAAUUCUGAGUUUAUAUCUCACAAUUGACUUUUUUGCAGUUCUGUGUUUAUAGAGAUAUGAAGUCAGAACACAAUGUAAACUAAGAAUUCCAAGUAAAAAAAAGUCACACAAUUACAUCUUUCUGUUUUUAAUUCUUCGACAGGGACAAAUCCUGAAUUGUGCGAUAUACACUCAGAAUUAGCAGAAUAAACGUCUGAACUCUGGGAUAAAAGUCGCAAUUACCGUUUGUAUUUUUUUUUUUAUUCCUUUGUUUGAAACAAGCUUCCAUAGAAAAAUGACCUGGACGAGAAACUAAAAAUAAAUUCUAAAACAGAAACGUGGUUUAAUCUUUCCAGUAUCUCAAAGAUCCGACUCCGAAUCAUUGCAUAAAAUUUAAAUACUGGAGGUUUUGAAGGCAUACGCAGUAAAUGCGGGAUGUUUUGAAGUGCUUUAUCUCCGUUUCUCUUUUUUUACAUGCACUGGAAAAUACUUUGUGUUUCUCUCCAAGUCUCUUUAACAUGCCCAUCUUUUAAAGUUCGUGAGGAACCAGGAAUAUGUUUUGGAUUCUCUAUUUAGUUUUUUGGUAUCUAAUGAUGUAUUUUGACUCAAAGGCAAACAAGCACACCGUGCUGCCCAGUAUUAACCCUUGAUGAACCAACGGUGAUUGUUUUCUUGAUAUUGACUGUUAUUGUUGGAGCUCAUUGGUUUGGGUUUUUAAAAUGGAUUUUCUUACUGAAAUUUUUAGCUUUUUGAAGGCAGAUGUUUUUAACUUUGUUAAAUGAUUUCCAACUAUGAUCAAGUUCUUUUUAAUCUACAGAUGGACUUGAAACAUUCCUUGUCAUUCCAAAAUGAUUUUAAUAAUUGCAUUGAAGACAUUUUACCAUGUAAGAAUCCAUUCGGCAGGUUUGACCCCUCCAUUUUUCCAUCCAGGCCUUCGUAUAUACCCAACAAUUGGUUUCUAUUGAAAUGAUCCCACUGGGAAACUCAUUGAUUGUUUAUCUGAGGUCUCGCUGAAGUCUUGAGGUUCACACACACUCACUGUACACCAAGAAAUGAGACCCAGUGAUGAUGUAGCAUGUGUGUAAACAUUGACUGUGUGUCUUCGGGACUGUAUUGUGCACUUCCUCACCUUGGUUUGGUUUCUCGGAUGUUUUUUUUUAUACAGUAUGGAAGUUCUAUGUUUUGUUAUAUAGGCUAGUGCAAUAUGCUGUACAUAAGAGCUUUGCUCUACGAAAUACUUUUUUGGUUGUUUUAUUGGUACACUUUUUUCAAUAAAAACAUAUUAAAGUA
Molecule: messenger RNA, 6007 nt
Organism: Carassius gibelio (silver crucian carp)
Lineage: Eukaryota; Metazoa; Chordata; Actinopteri; Cypriniformes; Cyprinidae
Product: bcl-2-modifying factor
Exons: 4
Coding region: 171-602 (143 amino acids)
Biological process (GO): apoptotic process; positive regulation of apoptotic process; negative regulation of autophagy
Cellular component (GO): myosin complex
Source: RefSeq, a predicted model, not a curated record